This is a messenger RNA of Vespula pensylvanica (western yellowjacket), 2967 nucleotides long. It is a transcript of the gene Hdc, whose product is annotated as histidine decarboxylase. NCBI's taxonomy places the organism in Eukaryota, Metazoa, Arthropoda, Insecta, Hymenoptera, Vespidae. Gene Ontology annotation, molecular function: histidine decarboxylase activity; pyridoxal phosphate binding. The coding region runs from base 655 to 2862 and encodes 735 amino acids. The transcript is spliced from 16 exons. Gene Ontology annotation, biological process: L-histidine catabolic process; histamine biosynthetic process. The record is from RefSeq and is a predicted model, not a curated record.
CAUUUAUAAGACGAAAGAGCUACUUUCCUUUCCUCUUUCUUUUAUCCCUUCACAGUCGUUACUACCCCUCGCCCUUCGAUCCAUACAUUUUCGAGGACAGUCUCCCAUCGUCUUCCCUAAAGAAGAAAUUUCAGGGAGCUUAGCCCCAGUUGCGCGCGUUCUCCGCGCCGAUCUACAUACGCUUGCGCUUCUCCGCUCGCGUCUCCGCACGCGGAUUCGCUAAGUGCGCCGCUCUAUAAAAGCGGCCACUUGUUGAGCGAUGUGCAUUCCAACGAUUCGCUGCAACAAACGCGGAUAUAUUUCGAAGAGAUCGAGAAGACCGGAAACAACCCUGUAGACGGAUCCAACAGGUGUGAGCUUUCGGUGAAACCUGUCCUUUCGAUCGAACGAUCCGAUCCAUCCUUUAUCUUUUCUCAUCAUUUUUCCUCUUUCUCCUCGUCUCUACUAUUUCUCUCAUUUGGCUACGUCGAAAGCUACUAUUUUCGGCAAGAGAAUUCGAGAGAAUCACGGCGUUGGAUCAAGCGAAAGGAAUCUCUAAAAGGCCGAAGAAGCGGAACGAACUCGUCGAGCUACCCAUCGUUCGUCGAGGGACAAGGGCCCAAGAAAAAUAAGGAUUUCGAUCUUUCCGUCUUUCCGUCUUUUAAAGGAUAAACGAUGAAUCUCGAAGAAUAUCGUAAGCAUGGAAAGGAAAUGGUGGAUUAUAUCGCCGAUUAUCUCGAAAAUAUUCGUUCGAGACGAGUAUAUCCAGCCGUGUCACCAGGCUACCUGAGAAAUGUUCUACCUGCGUCAGCACCCGUCAACGGGGAACCAUGGGAGGAAAUAUUUGCAGACAUCGAGAGAUGCAUUAUGCCAGGUGUAACUCAUUGGCAAAGCCCUCAUAUGCACGCUUACUUUCCGGCACUGAACUCUCCGACGAGUUUGUUAGGCGACAUGUUGGCCGACGCUAUUAAUUGUCUCGGUUUCACUUGGGCUUCGAGUCCAGUGUGUACCGAAUUAGAAAUGAUCGUGAUGAAUUGGCUCGGUAAGAUGAUAGGUUUGCCUGAACAAUUUUUGCAUCGGCCUGGUGUGAACGGUGGUGGAGGUGUCAUUCAAACUACUGCGUCCGAAUCCACUCUUGUCUCUCUUCUUGCGGCAAGAACUCGUGCGAUCAGAGACGUUCAAGAAAGCGAAGGCGAUCAAACGCGGGCGGAUAUCAAUUCGCGCCUCGUAGCUUAUUGUUCCGAUCAGGCGCACUCGAGCGUAGAGAAGGCUGGACUUAUCGGAUUAGUAAAAAUGAGGUACAUCGAAUCGGAUGCGGAUCUUAGCAUGAGAGGCGAAGCUCUUCAAGAAGCUUUGGCUCGUGAUCGAGCUGACGGCUUGCUUCCAUUUUUCGUCUGCGCGACUUUGGGUACAACCGGUGCAUGUUCCUUCGACAAUCUCAUGGAAGUAGGCCCGAUAUGCGAAAAGAAUGGUCUGUGGUUACACAUCGAUGCUGCCUAUGCCGGAAGCGCCUUUAUCUGCCCGGAAUUUCGUGGUUGGCUUCAAGGAAUCGAGUAUGCCGAUUCUUUUGCUUUCAAUCCAAGCAAGUGGUUGAUGGUUCAUUUCGAUUGUACCGCUAUGUGGGUGAAAAAUAGCCAGGCUCUUCACAGAACUUUCAACGUGGAUCCUAUUUAUUUAAAGCACGAAAAUUCCGGACUCGCCAUUGAUUUCAUGCACUGGCAAAUACCGUUGUCAAAGAGAUUCAGAGCACUCAAACUUUGGUUUGUCAUCAGAAAUUACGGGAUUAGUGGACUUCAGAAGCACAUACGUGAGGGAGUAAGAUUAGCACAAAAGUUUGAAGCUUUGGUACUGGCUGAUACACGUUUUGAAAUUCCUGCUACGAGACAUUUAGGAAUGGUUGUAUUUCGUUUGCGAGGUGAGAACAACUGGACUGAAAGAUUGUUAAAGAAAAUGAAUUCCCGUGGUCGAGUGCAUUGCGUACCUGCUGCACUUCACGGAAAAUACGUCAUCAGAUUCACUGUCACUUCGACCAACACCACCAACGAAGAUAUAUUGAAAGAUUGGGCAGAAAUACGGAAUACGGCGAAUGAAAUUUUAGGUGACAGUUCUGGUUCACCAGUAAGAGCAAGAGUUCCAUUGGCAGAUACGCGCGAGAAGAACGAAAAUUUCGGUUCCAGUUUGUUGUUAGCUAAUUCACCGAUGUCACCGAAGAUCGUUAAUGGCAGUUUCGCGGCCAUAUACGACGCGACCGAUGUUUUCGAGGAAUGCAUGAAGAACUUUGGACAGCUGCGAGUCGAGGCAAAGGAUAGUCCAGCGAUGCGACGACGUAUUCGAGGUAUACUCAUGUCAGGAAAACAAUUUUCUUUAGAUUCUCGCAUGGAUCUCGUUCAAGGCUACGUAUGUUGUGGACGAUCAGCAGGACCGUCCACCGAUCUUCCUCAAAUGAAAGAGGACGAAGACGGUCUAUCCACCGUUGAAUCUACUAUGAGCAUCGACAAAAUCGACUCUGCCUACAACGAUAUUUCUCAAGAGAACUCUAUGCUACGAUCGGAGUCUGAUGAAUCGUAUGAUAAGAACUCGAAGAAGGAGAUAGCGAAAGCUCACUCGGGCUAUGGAAUAGCUAAUGGUUCGGUUGUCAAGCAAGAAAACGAAGGUCAAGACGUUUCGUCCAUGCCAUCCGGGGAGAAGGGUAUGCCCAGAAGCGAAACGAUCGGUGCGAUAGGACAUCGACCUUACACGGGUGAGCUCGUACCUCCACGUUUUCGAUCGGAGAAACCGAUCAAGGACAAAGAAGAAAUCGACAACGACGGUGGCGACGACGACGUUGGUGACGAAGACGGCAGGCUCUGUCAAAAGUGUGGUCACUCUUUCAAACGUCAGUAAAUCUCUUUUCCUUUCCUGUUAUUUUAUUUUUGUUCAUCUCGUUACGAAACACGACGUAGAUCGUCGACUUGAAGAGUCAUGAAAAUGUUAACGCGUUUAAGAUUA